Molecule: messenger RNA, 558 nt
Organism: Verruconis gallopava
Lineage: Eukaryota; Fungi; Ascomycota; Dothideomycetes; Venturiales; Sympoventuriaceae
Exons: 3
Coding region: 1-558 (185 amino acids)
Molecular function (GO): oxidoreductase activity
Source: RefSeq, a predicted model, not a curated record
AUGGAUUCCGAUCCCAAGCAGGUUGAACACGAAUUUCGGCUAACAAAGCUUUCCUAUGAUCAUGGAAAUGAUAAAGACGUUCCAAACAAGCAGAAAUAUUGGAGAGUUUCGCUCUUCUUUUACAAGAAACCGGGCAUCUCGGACGAAUACUUUAAUCGACAUUGGCACCAUGUCCACGCAGAUCUCGUAACAGCUUCAAAAGCCUACCUGAAUAACAAUCUUCUUCGCUACAACCAGUUUCGCCAAGAUAGCGAAGCAAAGAAGCUUGCUGAGAGCAUGGAGUAUGGACCGCUGCUGGAUUUUGAUGCUGUGACUGAAUUUUGGGUCAAAGACCUUCAACAGUUCAAAAGGUGCAUGCACAGUGAUGAAUUUGCCGUGUAUAAUAGGGACACUGCGCAUUUCGUAGAUUCUUCUAAGGGAGUUAAGAUCAUGGUAGGGUAUGACAACAUCGUCUUCGGUGAGGCUACACCUGGCUAUGGCAAUGACGGAGUUGUUCGAAGUGACAUCGAAGAAUGGCACAGAAAUAACCCAGAUGCGCCUUUCGCAAAUGUAGCAUAA